Messenger RNA from Chiloscyllium plagiosum (whitespotted bambooshark), 2636 nucleotides. The record is from RefSeq and is a predicted model, not a curated record. NCBI's taxonomy places the organism in Eukaryota, Metazoa, Chordata, Chondrichthyes, Orectolobiformes, Hemiscylliidae.
GAAUGACUUAAAAUUUGGCAAAAAUCCGUGUAGAUAUUUUAUAUACAGAUAAACAUAAAUUGCACCUAUCGAUGCUUUGUAUGUGCUUAAGACUGUAUGGUGUUGUCAUCUGAUCCAUACGAUUUUCAUCUGAACCACUUGCAUUUCUCGCUGUAUUCCUCCACCCAUCUGAUUUUUCUAGUCAUUUGAAAUCCUCUUUCUCCUGAUCGUUUUUAACCUGCUGGCGCCGUGCACAGGCGGUUCCCCGCUUCCAACAGGGGAAGAGUCACAAAUUGAAAGGAAUAUCGCACAAGCCAGAGAGACACAUUACAGUAUACACAGAGAGAGAGAGAGAGAGAGGAAUUAAAGGGCAUCAGUGCACCGCUGCGGGGGACAGAAGGAGCUGUCUCCAGCGGCUCGCCUUAUCUGUGUUGCCCCUUCCCAAUUGCUGUGCUGGAGCAGAGAGGUUACAGAAGGGGUAAAUACACCGAGGAUGGCGGAAGAAGAAGCCGGCCAGGAGACUAACCUCGGGGCCUACUCGCCGGUAGACUACAUGAGUAUCACCAGCUUCCCCCGGCUUCCCGAGGACGAUACCGGCUCCACCGACAACGUCCUGCGGUACCGCAAAGACGAUGACUCGUCCCUCUGUGACCCGGACACCACAGAUCCAGACCUGUUCCUGAAAUCAGCUCGCCUGCAACGCCUGCCCUCCUCUUCCUCUGAGAUGGGCAGUCAGGAGAUGUCUCCCCUGCGUGUGACCAACAAGGACCCUUUCUCCAGUGACUGCGCCUGUCGCCAGGACGGUCUGACUGUUAUCAUCACUGCCUGCUUAACAUUUGCGACUGGAGUCACUGUGGCCUUGAUUAUGCAGAUCUACUUUGGAGAUCCACAGAUCUUUCACCAAGGUGCAGUAGUUACAGAUGUGGCCCAUUGCUCCACAGUUGGUACCGAAAUACUGAAUCGUGAUGGAUCUUCGGUGGAUGCAGCUAUUGUGUCCGCAUUAUGCUUAGGAAUAAUCCACCCCCACAGCUCUGGAAUUGGAGGGGGUGGUGUCAUGUUAGUUCAUGAUAUCAGGAAGAAUGAAAGCUUCAUCAUUGAUUUUCGAGAGACAGCUCCAGCAGAGGUUGAGGAACAGAUGUUUGUGCAUAAUUGGGAGGACAAGCCUGGCCUCUUGGUGGCUGUCCCAGGAAUGAUACAAGGACUGCAUCAGGCCCAUCAACUCUAUGGCAGAAUCUCCUGGUCUGAGUUAAUGGCUGCAGCAGCGAAAGUUGCACAAGAUGGUUUCAAUGUGACUCAAGAACUUGAAGGACUCAGUGAGAAGGAUGAACCAACUAUGGUUAACAAGGUGACCAAGGAAAUUAACCUAAGUGGCAAUAACAUGUGGUGUAGUUUGCCAUCCUCACGUGCCCUGCUAAUUCCUUAUUCUUUUUAUCUUCAGUCACUGAAAAUUGCUUUAGCCUUGGCGAGCAGCCUUAGUGACCCUUUCUUUAAUUCCACUGUUACUCAACUGAUCGAGCAGAUGCUCAGCAAAUCAGAAGCCAAAAUUCUGCAUCAAUUGAUUAAUGAUAGUGCGGCAUUCCCUCCUGCUCAUUAUCUGCCCUUCUACUCCUUGGAGACUGGUUCUUCGGCAAGCCAAGUGCACGUCUUUGGACCUGAUGACUUCAUUGUUUCUGUUGUGAGCUCCUUGAACCGUCCAUUUGGCAGUGGAAUCAUGACGGCCUCUGGGGUUCUUCUGAACAGCCAGAUGUUGGACUUUUCCUGGUCGAACAAAGCGCAAGACAAUUCCACAGCGAACCUUAGGAACAGUAUUCAAGCUGGCAAAAGGCCUGUGUCUUUUUUGUUACCCACAAUUGUUCGGCCAUUACGAGGGAUGUGUGGGACAUACCUCUCUCUUGGAGCGUCUGGUGGGACAAACACUCUGAGCAGCCUCACUGAGGUCUUGCUGAACAUUUUCUCCUUUCGCAAACAUCUGAAUGAAAGCCUUGCCCUUGGCCGUUUCUAUCCACAGCUUCAGCCAAAUGUUUUACUGGUUGAGAAUGAGUUUCCAGAGGAGGAAGUGGAGUUCCUUGCAGAGCGAGGCCACACGGUGAUGAGAGAAGAGAUUCACUCCUUGGUCCAUGUAGCCAGGAGGAUAAAUGACUUCAUCACAGGGGCCAAGGACCCAAGAAGCAGUGACGCAGCUGCAGCUGUCAUUUUGUAGCCAGGACUUUUCGCCAGUGAUGGUUUCUUUUUCUCCUUUUUUUCUACCCCUUUUAACUUUUAGUUCACCGUGAAGUUGCAGAGUGCAAGGUGAAGGUUAAACACAGAAUGUAACAGUCAGGACCCGGUGGGAAGAGAAGCUGCAUUUCGGGGGGUAGCUUAGAGUGGACUCCUCCCCAAGUCUGGUUAUCAUUGAUGUUUUUAACUGAAGGUGGCCUGACUUCCACUGUUUGUCCAGGUUCUUGUGACUGACAGCAGAUAAUUUGAUUUACAAUGCACAUUUUAUCUUGGAACCAAAGCAUGCUGCAGAUUUAAUCUGUGACCCUCCCUCCUGCUUCUCUUUAUUUCCAGUCGUACAGUUAGAAAGAUUUGCAAAAUAAUAGAAAUUUAUGCCAUUGCAAAACCAUAAAUAUUUUUGUCACAUCUAUUUCCAAGAUGCAGACUUCUACUCACUUUGC